This is a messenger RNA of Paecilomyces variotii, 1832 nucleotides long. RefSeq names its product nonsense-mediated mRNA decay protein 3. Gene Ontology annotation, molecular function: ribosomal large subunit binding. The transcript has a single exon. Gene Ontology annotation, biological process: ribosomal large subunit export from nucleus. The record is from RefSeq and is a predicted model, not a curated record. Lineage: Eukaryota; Fungi; Ascomycota; Eurotiomycetes; Eurotiales; Thermoascaceae. Gene Ontology annotation, cellular component: cytoplasm; nucleus. Bases 103 to 1692 code for a protein of 529 amino acids.
GGGGCAAAAGUUCAGUUGAUUAAUUAAUUCAAUCAAUUCAUCCCCAAGAGUCUCAGACUCUGCUUUUUGUUAUCAGAGAUCAUCGACACGGCAGUUGCAAUCAUGUCGAUGGACUUGGAUGCUCCCGUGCCCAUGGCGGCACUGCAGGAACAGCCCACUGCAACUAUUCUCUGUUGCAACUGUGGUGCGCCCAUCGAUGGUACUACCGCUGCGGGCGCUCUUUGCACAGACUGUGUGAAACUCACAGUCGACAUCACCCAGGGCAUCCAGAGAGAGUCUGUCCUCCACAUGUGCAAGGACUGUGAGAGAUGGCUGCAGCCGCCGAGCAGCUGGGUCAGCGCCGCCCCAGAGUCGAGAGAACUGCUCGCCUUGUGCUUGCGAAAGCUUCGCGGAUUGACCAAGGUCCGGAUCAUCGAUGCUAGCUUUAUCUGGACCGAACCCCAUUCGAGAAGAGUCAAGGUGAAGAUCACAAUUCAGCAGGAAGCCUUCCAGGGCACUAUCCUGCAACAGACAUUCGAGGUGGAAUACGUGGUGGCGAGUCAGCAGUGUCCAGACUGCCAGAAGUCAUACACGGCCAAUACCUGGCGUUCGUCUAUCCAAGUCCGACAGAAGGUGCCUCACAAGAGGACGUUCCUUUACCUCGAACAGUUAAUCCUCAAGCACAACGCCCACCGAGACACCAUCAAUAUCAAGGAAACGAAGGACGGACUGGACUUCUUCUUUGCACAGAGGAACCAUGCCGAGAGGAUGGUUGAUUUCUUGUCCUCUGUUGCUCCCACGAGAGUGAAGAAAUCGCAGGAACUCAUCUCCAUGGAUGUCCACACGUCCGUCAAGCAGUACAAGAUCACCUACUCCGUGGAGCUGAUCCCCAUCUGCAAGGACGACCUGGUGGCACUUCCACUGAAACUGGCUCGAUCGCUCGGCAAUAUCUCACCCCUGACUCUCUGCUAUCGCGUCGGUACCUCGAUCAACCUCCUCGAUCCCAACACUCUCCAGACUACGGAUGUGCCGACAGCUGUAUAUUGGCGAUCGCCAUUCAAGAAUUUGGCGGAUGUGCAAGAGCUGGUCGAGUUUAUCGUCAUGGACAUUGAACCGGUCGGCCAGUCAAACGGUCGUUUUUCCCUUGCCGAAGCCACUGUGGCGCUUGCAUCCGACCUGGGCGUCAAUGACCAGACCUACUUCACAAGGACUCAUCUCGGUGGUGUCCUCCAUGUCGGAGAUUCCGUCCUCGGCUAUCACCUGACGAGAACGAACUUCAACAACGAAAACUUCGAGGCCAUUGAGCAGAGCCACCAGUACGGAUCCACUAUUCCCGACGUGGUGCUGGUCAAGAAGUUCUACGCCCGGAAGAAGAAGGGCAAGUCCAGAAACUGGAGACUCAAGCGCAUGGCCCGCGAGGAAGAAGAAGGAACAAUCAACCGCAGACAGCAGGAACAGGAACGCCUCGAAGCCGACUUUGAGCUGUUCCUGCGGGACAUUGAAGAGGACCAGGAAUUGCGGAGCACGCUGCAGCUUUACAAGGCCAAGAACGCUAAGCCCCGUCCAGAGAGAAUGGAGGGUGUCGAGACCGGCGAUGGCGAUGUGGAGCAGAUGGAGGAGGACGAGGAGAGCGACGAUGAAAAUGUGCCCCAGAUCAACAUGGAUGAACUCCUCGAAGACUUCGACGAGCUCAACGUGGGUGACGAGGAGUAAAAUCAUUCUUUUCUUAUUACGACGGAUAACGGCGUUCUUAGCGGGUUCUGCAUACGUAUAUCACGGGGCUUGAAAAGUACAUAGAUCUCUAAGCUCACGAGCUUUUUCUAUCUCAUAGUUACUCUUUCGAACAAGUGGAA